Molecule: messenger RNA, 2043 nt
Organism: Pistacia vera
Lineage: Eukaryota; Viridiplantae; Streptophyta; Magnoliopsida; Sapindales; Anacardiaceae
Product: sulfoquinovosyl transferase SQD2-like
Exons: 11
Coding region: 249-1799 (516 amino acids)
Biological process (GO): glycolipid biosynthetic process; sulfolipid biosynthetic process
Cellular component (GO): chloroplast envelope
Molecular function (GO): UDP-sulfoquinovose:DAG sulfoquinovosyltransferase activity
Source: RefSeq, a predicted model, not a curated record
AAUGAGUUGGUGAUUGGUUUCCCCAUGGUAUUAUAGGAGAAAGGCGUCACGCCAUCACCCAGGGACAGGCACCCAAUAAGCAUAUACUGAAACUCCUCCAAUUUGAUACCUUUCUCACUCCCGCCUUUCAAAGAAUAUCCGUUCUUUCUGUACUCUUCAAAUUCUGCAGAUUCCGUCUAAAUCUUUAACAAGUUAUUAAUCAUUAAACAAUUUCUAUAUCCUAUUUGAUACUUGCUUCAUCAAUCGUCAUGACUCCUUGUUAUUCUCUCUCUAUAAAUCCCUCUCUCCAUCCUCCGUACUUGUGCUCUAACUCUAUUCCUUCUUCUUCAAACUCUUCUUUUUCUUUUCAAGUUUCUUCUUUUACUUCUUCAAGAACAAAACCCAUUUCUUUGACUUGCAGAAGUUUUGAUUUUUUAAGUGCUAGUAGUCCGAGAAUUGGGAGAAGGAAACAACUUGUUCUUGUUAAAGCUGAUAAUAACAAUAAUAACAACGACAAUAUGACUAUUACAGAGGUCAGAGAAGAAGAGGAAGAGAAUCCUCCUUUGAUUGACUCAGAGAACAAUGCUAGGCCUCGUCGUAUUGCUCUCUUUGUUGAGCCUUCUCCAUUUGCAUAUGUUUCAGGAUAUAAGAACCGUUUCCAGAAUUUUAUUAGAUAUUUACGUGAAAUGGGAGAUGAGGUAAUGGUUGUGACAACACAUGAAGGAGUGCCCCAGGAGUUUUAUGGAGCAAAAUUGAUUGGCUCACGGAGCUUCCCUUGCCCUUGGUACCAGAAAGUGCCUCUUUCCCUAGCACUUAGUCCCAGAAUAAUUUCAGAGGUUGCUCGGUUUAAACCUGACAUAAUACAUGCAUCUUCACCUGGGAUCAUGGUUUUUGGUGCUCUGAUCAUUGCAAAACUAUUGUGUGUACCAAUUGUCAUGUCAUAUCACACUCAUGUUCCAGUAUAUAUCCCAAGAUACACUUUUAGUUGGCUGGUGACACCUAUGUGGUUGGUUAUAAAAUUUCUUCAUAGAGCAGCUGAUCUUACAUUGGUUCCAUCAGCUGCCAUUGCAAAGGAUCUUGAAGCAGCUAGGGUGACAGCAGCUAAUAAGAUUCGUCUUUGGAAUAAGGGUGUAGAUUCUGAAAGCUUCAACCCACGUUACCGCUCUCAUGAAAUGAGAUUGAGACUAAGCAAUGGUGAACCUGAGAAACCAUUAAUAGUCCAUGUUGGCCGACUUGGAGUGGAAAAGAGUUUGGAUUUUCUCAAAAGGGUCAUGGAUAGACUUCCAGAAGCCCGGAUUGCUUUUAUUGGAGAUGGUCCAUACAGGGAGGAACUGGAAAAAAUGUUCACUGGCAUGCCUGCAGUGUUUACUGGAAUGCUACAAGGUGAAGAGCUAUCCCAGGCAUAUGCUAGUGGGGAUGUUUUCGUGAUGCCUUCAGAAUCUGAGACACUUGGACUAGUAGUUUUGGAGGCCAUGUCUUCGGGAAUUCCUGUGGUGGGAGCUCGUGCUGGAGGAAUCCCUGAUAUUAUUCCUGAUGAUCAGGAGGGCAAAACUGGCUAUCUCUUUAAUCCAGGCGACCUGGAAGACUGUUUGAGUAAAUUGGAGCCUCUGUUGCACAACAAAGAAUUGAGAGAAACUAUGGGGAAAGCCGCACGUCAGGAAACGGAGAAGUAUGACUGGAAGGCAGCCACUAGCAAGAUACGCAACGAACAAUAUAACGCUGCGAUUUGGUUCUGGCAAAAGAAGAGAGCGCAGCUAUUGAGUCCUAUACAAUGGCUGGCAAAACGUAUCUUUCCAGCAGCAGAAAUCAACUACAGUUGAUGCAGAAACAUCCCAAAGGAUUCUUCAGCAAACUUCUCAGGAAUCAGUAGUCAUUGUAAACUUUCUUUGGGCUUAAAAGAAAGCCCAUUAGAGGGGUGCGUCUGGUUGAUUAAUUGUGAUAUUAUUGAUUGGUUGUAUGUGUUUUUGGGCUGUGAAAUAUGUGGUUAGUUAUGCUGUGCCCAAUGCAACAUUCCAUUCAUUUGAAUGUCAGCUUUGGCUUAAUAAGCAUCCUAGUUAAUUUCUA